AUGUGUGAUAAUGGUCAUGGUGGGGAUUGUUGUCAUGAGAUAAGUGACAAAGAUGUUUAUGAAGAGGGAAUGAGAUAUGACUUAAACGCUUGUAUCGAUUUUCAUAGAACAGUUACUCUUAAUGAAGUAGUCGAUGGUUCAGGAAAAUUAAUAUUUAAAGAUUUUGAUAAAAGAUUUGAUAAAGAAAAAUUUGUUGAAAGUGAUUGUGAUGAGGAAUUACUUUUUAAUGUUGUAUUUAGUGGUCAUGUUAAAGUUUCAGGAAUAACUUUAAUUGGUAAUCUUGAUGAAACCCAUCCUUCUCAAAUGAAAAUUUUUAAAAAUAAAGAAAAUAUGACUUUUGACGAUGUUACAAUUAAAUCUGAUUUUGAGUGUUCUCUUAAACAAGAUAAUUUAGCUAUGGUUGAUUAUGCUUUACCUGCUACAAAAUUUUCAAACUGUCAAACAAUAUCAAUAUAUUUUCCUACCAAUUUUGGUGGUGAAACAACAAAACUCUACUACAUUGGUCUUAGGGGAAGUUUUGUUCAUGAAACAAGAGAAAAAGUUGUUAUAGCAACUUAUGAGGCUCGAGCUCAAUUAGAAGAUCAUAAAGCAGAUUUACCGGAAACGAAUAUAUCUCGCAAUAUAUUUUAG
Molecule: messenger RNA, 630 nt
Organism: Strongyloides ratti
Lineage: Eukaryota; Metazoa; Nematoda; Chromadorea; Rhabditida; Strongyloididae
Product: Galactose-binding domain-like and PITH domain-containing protein
Exons: 2
Coding region: 1-630 (209 amino acids)
Cellular component (GO): nucleus
Source: RefSeq, a predicted model, not a curated record